GACAUAAUUCCCUCAUACGGACUUGAAAUAAAGCGGACAAUAUCGUAAUAAUGGAGAUACCUCUGAUUUCGACACUCCAAUAAUAAGUUUUUGCUUCUUCUUUCUUUCUUUCUGGGUCUAACUAUAUAUAUCACCUUAAUUAAUUAAUUGUGGAGUGUCUGCUGGUUGUUGGCUGUUUACUCGAGGGAUAUAUGCCUGCCGGCAUUUUUUUAUAUAUAAAUAAAUGGCCGGCCAUGAGAGGGAGGGAGGGAGCAAAUAGUGCAAAGGCAAGCUGGCUCCCGACCCCUCCACACCUCCACCUUCUUCCUCUUCCUCUUCCUCUUCAUCCCUUCUUUAUGGUUUCUGUGCCUUUACUUUUCUCUGUACCGCCAAAAAAGGGUAACCAAAAAAGAGAGAAAACGAUCCAUGGAGCAGGGUGGAGGGAGAAAAAAAGAAGAACGAAGAAGAAGAAGCUUUGUGUUUUGUGGGGAACGUUGUCUGGUCCAAGGCACUAUGAGCUAGCUAGCUCCCAGAUCUCAAAAAUGGGUAGCAGCUGGUUAAGGUAAAUGGCCCUCGGACCAGGCUUCAUUCCCCUCAAUCACCCUUGCUUCCACACUACUCGAUCUCCUUCUGUUUCACCCUUCCAUCGCCAUUGUUAUCUUUUCCAGGGUAUAAUUCUCUCUCUCUCUCUCUCUCUUGGAUAUGAUAUUAGUCAAACAAUGUAAUUCAUGAACUGCUGGCAGAUCCGAUGUGUAGGUGUUGGUGAUUUAGAAAGCAAAGGUUGAUUGGUAUAAUGAUGAACCAUUUUGACUCUACCUACAGAUUUUGUGUGUAAGACACAAAGUUAGUUUCUGUUUCCCUCAUGCUUCUCAUCAUUGCUUUUUUUUUUUUACCUUGCUAUAUAGCCUAUGGGGUUAAUCAUUAGUAUGAAUCUGUAUCUCUGUGCUUAUAAUGAAUUAUACACAUUCUAUCACACUGUGCUUCAAAAAGGAAACCCUCCAGAUCAGAAGAGACCCUUUUGCAAUUACUGGUUCAUGAUUAGACUUUUUUCCAGGACUUAAUUUGCACAUGAUUUAAGAUGCAUGAUAUAUAAUUUCAAGUACUACUGGUUCUUCUUCCAUGCGAUGAAUUAUGCAUUAGGGUUUUGGCUGCACUAUCUUUCAUGUCAUUCAUUCAUAUAUAUGCACAGACAUAAUCACAUCUGGGUUGGCAGCUUGAUAUUGGUAACUUCACGGCCAACAGAUGAUUAAUUAAAUAAAGAGCAUUCAAAUGGUGGGAGGAGUAGUGGUUGGAUUUUCGUUUCUGCAGGCUGCAUUGGUUAUGGCGAUGCACCACAAAAAGGAGGGCCAUGACAGUCAGACAGACAGACUGCAGGACACAGAUUACAUAAUACAAUUUGCUUAACGUCUUAUGAAAAUGGUGUUAGUGGGGGUGGUUGGAUUCUGCAGCUAGCUAGCACACUAAACUAAUUAAACAACAACAGCAGACUCUCUAACAUUUCCCAAAGCUUUACCAAAACUAAGAUUAAUUAAAUGUUUAUGUAUAGAUUUUUUUAUUAGUUACUAGUCAGACUGGGUAGGAUAUCAAUGUAAUUAAUUACUGGUUAUCAUAAAUAAAUACAAACAAACAAACAAUGGAGAAUCCAUUUCUCUGGCAUAUAUGUAAGUUGGUGGCAAGUGGGAGGGAGGGGUAAUAUUCAUUCCAGCAGCAAAGGCUGGAAGAACCCAUCUUCUCUUGUAGCCUUAUAUUUUAUGCUUAUUAUUAUUCUUUGAAAAGAUGGGCAUCUUUUUGCUAGCUGCUGCAAUUUUUUCCACAAAGGCGCAUACUGAUAUAUAUUAUUCUUGAGUUGAUGAGCAAAAGCUCCCCCAGAAUCAGAUUCAUGAUAUAUAUAUGGAGUAUUCUUCCACAAAAUUAAGGAGUAUAUAUACUCCUCUUUACCCUUUACCUUUGUUCUCUCAGACUGCAUGUGUUAUAAGAGGUUAAAAGGCUUAACUAUAUCUUUUCCAACAACUCGAGUUAUUGGGGCCAAGUGGUUAGUUCGCUAACAUGGUAUCAGAGCCUAUAACCAAAAGGCCAUGGUUUCGAAUCCUCAUGACGACCCCCAAUUUAAGCAAACAAUGGUUUAGUACAAGGAAUGGUAUGUCCAACCUGCACAAACUGAAAGCCUAAUGAGUUUGGCAGCACAAGGGUUGAUACGUUCAACCUGUGUUCAACCUGUGCAAACCGUAUAAAAAAAAAAACCAGACAAAGAUAGCAAAACAGUGUGAGCCUGCAUGCAGGAAGUAUCUAUAUAUGUAAGUAAUACAGACUCUGAGACAUGACAUGAUAGAUUUUGGGGAAAUAGAGGGAGGUUUACGUGUGAGAAUUAGCAAAUAGUGGUUUUCAUGGCAGUGGAAAGGUUCUUCAAUGCCGUUCCCAUGGCACCCACUUCACUCUUUCUCCUCUUGGCUUCUCUUCUCUUGUCUCAUUGAUAAUAUGCACAACUUUUUUUUUUUUUUUUCUUUUUCUUCCUGCAGAUACAUCUGCUGCAUAUAUAGAUUUUUGCUUCUCCACGAUCUAAUUGCGCUAUCUGCUGAAUGCUGAUGCUGAUGCAAGACCGCGGCGGAGGAAGAGGAAGAGGAGAUCAGAGCAGAAUCUGGCGGGCCCGGCCCAGGCCCACUAGCAAGUAGCAGCAGGAAGUCUCCAGCUAUUUCAGGGGAAGAACAAUGGCCAACUUUUCGAGUUGCAGAUGUUGGGUUCUUCACCAACAGACCAAAAAUGUCUCUUCUUUUUUUUCUUUCUGGGGUUCUGACAGGACAGCUUAUAUCAUAAGUCGUCAGCCUAGAGAGUCUGUGUGUAUCUAAAUCUAGAUCUUAAAUCUAUCUCCCUAAAUUUGAUUCAUCGAGAAAUGAGGAGCAGCAGUACUGCAGGCAGUGGAAAUCCUUUUCUGAGUCUCCCGUGUAUUGCCUUGCCAUAUAUCGAUUUGUAUUAUUAAAAUGGAACUCUGCUACAUCAAAAGAAACUAAACCCUUAAUUUGUCCUGGUUUAGUCUGCAGGUCGAAGUUAGUGCAACGACGCUAGCUAAAUAAUAUCGUAGUUUUUGUUCACGUAAAUAAACUUAGAUACUCAAUUACACAUCCAUUAAGAUGAAAUGUCAAAUUCAUGUAUUUAAUAAACUAACUAAUGAUUUAUAUUAUAUCUUACAAAUAUCGAUGGAUUACGAUGGACUAUAAUUCGAUUCUGAAGCCAUUACGUAAUUAUAUUUUGAAUGAUUGGAAAUCAGACAAUAUCAACAUUAUACAUUAGGCAACCCUCACUCAAACUUCAGCGAGAUCUCUGUUUCACCGGCGAAGAAUACCGGAACCGCCGCAGUAAGUAGAAGCCAAGAGGAUAAUCUUUUUCGAUUUGCAGUUUCCGGCUGGAAGAAUGGCCCGACCUCCUGGCUUGUCCUGCGGCCUUCUGGUUGGGCGCGAUUUCAGAGAAUAGAUUGAGGGAAAGAAGAACUCGCGGAAGACGGAGGCUUAUAGAGUACAGAGUGCCACAGAGGAAUGAGAUGUGGCGGGUGAAUCUACCGGUUACGGUGGCAACCGUCAAAAGCACCGUCGGUUACAAUUCCAGAACAAUGGCGGUUACUUUGGGUUUUGAUCAUGCAUGAGAGGGAAAGGAAGCAGCGGGAAAGCAACCUGCUCUGGCUACCCUCUGGAUCUGUUUCUCCCUCUUUCUCGCCGUCGUGCGAUCCAGCAGAUUCCUGCGCCACGCCAUCGUGCGUCAAUCCUGGAUUUGACUCUAUCCUUGAAAUUCUUCUCGUGGAUCUUAUUUUUUGUAGGGGUUUUUAAACGAGUGGCGGUCCGGGCUCCUACGGCGACUCCCACCGGUGGACGGCGAGUCUUUCCGGCUUUGUUACUGCGUUGCGGUUUCUUUUUGGUGUAGUUACAACUCUUGGCAGGCACGUGCUCAAUUUUUUAUUUCUUUAUUUAUUUUCUUAUUUUUAAUGGUCAGCAAAAAUGUUAUGGAAUCCUAAUCGUGACUACUCUGCUGUAUGUUUUGUGGUGAAUCCUAAUUGGUCAUACGAUGAGCAAUGGAGAAUGAUGCCGAUCAUGAUCGAGGUGGAGCAAUGCUUGAAGACCUCUUUUACAUUUGUUUCUUUUGUUUUUGCUCUUAGUAGUACUAACAGGGCUGCCCAUCGCGUGGUACAAACGGCCCUUGCAUCGGUAGCAACCCUUUUGGUUGACUACCGCUUUUUCAUUUUCACCGCACUAUAAUACCCUAUCUAUUACGAUCUAUCUAUGACAAAAAAAAACAUUAUACAUUAGGCCCAGUAGAGACCAAUGCGGGUUGGGCUUUAUCCGCAGGCUCAAUCUGAGAGAUAGUAAGGUGGACAGAACUGGGCUAGUCGCGCACAGGCUGGGGCCCGGUUAGGAAAAUUAGUCUUGUUGGGCUUUAAGAAGCGAGCCCAGGCACACAUUUAUGGUACACUCUCGAGACUCGAGUCUCGAAUUUUAUGAUAAUUAUUUUGAUCAUCAAAUAGUCUCAAAACAAUGUAAAAACAAAUGACAAAAAAAAAAAAAAAACAAAUGAGUUUAUGCAAAAUCUCAUUAACCAUUUGACCUGUAUUUUAAGUAGUUCUAAGACUUGCUCGCUGGCGCAGAUUCCCAUAAAAAAAAACUUGCUCGCUGAAACCAUCGGUGAAUCCAAAACAUAGUAGUGCACUGGGCCGCAUUUCAUUAGAAAAUUAGAUACGGUAAAAAAAUUAUAGUUUUUUUUACAAUAUCAAUUGUAUACAUCGAUCUUUUAAUAUAGCGGAGUCAUCAAUAAUGGAGUGUACAUUCAUACCAAUAGCAUACUAAUCUCCCUCAAAUAACUAGUUUACCAAUCAGUGAGAAAUUCAUCGCUCAUUUUGUUAGGCAAAUCAUAUUUCACCUGUUCCAUUGUUGAAAAGGUUUUCUCCAUAAUAGCUGUUGAAACGGGCAAUGCCAAUACCAGACAAAUCAAUCGGCUAAUCAAUUUGUAUUGUGUGUUCAUCCAUAUUUCCAUCAGCUGCUCUAGUAAUUUUCAAGAGAGCAAACCUCAGUUGUUUUAGUCAUUUACGUUUUAAACUCUUACAAUUUUAGGUUACAUUAUUUGUUUUUCUUUAGAAGAGAAUCAAAGGAGCUAGAAUUUCUAGGCUAAAGAGUUGUGAUUUGAUUAUGUCAUCUAACCCAUUUUCUCAAUUACACACAAUCUUAUUAUAAAAUAACACUAUGCCGAAUGACUAAAAUCGAUAAACUCAUAAGGACUAUACUAGCUCCGAAUCCAGAGAAGGGCUGGGCCGUGGCCCGAGGUGGCCACCCCUGGAUCCGCCAGUGGCUGCAACUUCAGAAAUUCGUCUAAUCACCAUUAUAAAUACAAAAUUAAGAGUAAAAUACGUAGACAUAUUUCCUGUUGAUUAUUAAAAUUUAAAAAUUGAUUUCUAGAAUCUAAUUCUAAACUAGAAGUGUACCAUAUAGGCAUAUACAUCCAAAAAACUCGAGCGUAUACCCACCUUAAGAAAAUAUGUCUCCCUAACAUAAUUUUUGUUCUUCACUUCUGCCGACAAAACACAGAACAAAGUCACCAAAGGGCAAAAGAGGAAACGCAAAGAGUGACAUCCAUGGAAUCUAUCCCUUACCACGGGACACAAAAAAAUCACAGUAGUGCACGCAAGCAGACCAUUUCCCAAAAUUCCCCAAUCCAUCACAACACAUUACAACAAGAAGAAGCAAACUAAAAAGCUCCCAAAAGGGAAGAGAAAGAAGAAAAAGAACCGUGUGAAGAAGACCACCGCUUGCAGGAAUCCAUAUUGUCAUUCCUACAGUACAGAAUCGAACCCAAAUUAAUGGUGAGAAUGAGCAGCAACUAUCACAAAAGAGAGAACCAUACAUACCCUCUUCGUACAUAUAACCAAAUUUAGAUAUGAAAACCUCCACAGAUCAAAUUGUAGGCUACAGCUGCUGCUACUCCUCCCUUGCCUGCUGCUGCUGCUGCUGGUGGGUAGUCGCCUUCACCACCUCCUGCACACGUGUCAAACAAGCACCACCAUUACCUAACAAUAAUGGCCGUUUCACGACAGAUAACCAAGUCGUUUUCACUCGGUGUUGAAAACUAGAGCCCCAUUAAAGAAAAGAUAUGCAU
Messenger RNA from Linum trigynum, 6108 nucleotides. Lineage: Eukaryota; Viridiplantae; Streptophyta; Magnoliopsida; Malpighiales; Linaceae. The record is from the annotation of a GenBank genome assembly.